Eruca vesicaria subsp. sativa (arugula) is the source of this 2184-nucleotide messenger RNA. Lineage: Eukaryota; Viridiplantae; Streptophyta; Magnoliopsida; Brassicales; Brassicaceae. The record is from the annotation of a GenBank genome assembly.
UCAGAGUGGGUCACCACAUCAAAUCCACAUUAAAAUCAAACAACCCUAAAAGGAGCCACUAUCUUCCUCUCUUUUUUUAAUUCCCUCAAAACUCCUUAUUGCUAGAUUUUGCUAAUCUCGUUUUUUUAAUUAUAGUAAUUACAGUUCGGUUAUUUACAGAAUAAUAUCAGAUAUACAAAUGAUAAGACUCCAGGAUGGGAUUGUUUACAAAUUUACAAUUAUUUUGAUUUAAUUAUGAAUAAUAUUUUGGAUAGUCGUAUUUGUCUGCAUCAGAUAAAAAAAUAAAAACAAAAAGAGUGACGUGGCAAAUUAGUGUUCCCAAUACCGUUUACCUUUAGUCAACUCCUUCUCUUUUUCCCCCCUAAAGCACCCAAAUGCUCAUUUUACGUUUAAACCUUUCACUGUGAACCUCUCUGUUUUAGUCUCUUUCUUUCUUAGCCUUUUUUUUUUCCCGUUUUCACAUAAAUUACACAACUACCAUGCGACUCCCGGCGCCACCGCCUCGUUCCGGCGAUACCUCACCUUCUCCCUCACCGUCUCUUUCACCAUAUUCCGGUGUAGCUGAAGAGAUUCUUUCUCCUUCUUCUGAUCCUCCUCUACAGUUCACCCCUCCCUUGAUCGCCAUGGUGGUCGUCUUAGCCGCCGCUUUCCUCUUCGUCACCUACUCUCGCCUCAUCUCCCGCCGCUUCCUCUCCCCUCUCUUCCGCCGUUUCCGACGGUGGCGACACCGUCGACGCCGUCUCCUCCACCUCUCCUCCGCCUCAACCUCAUCCUCCGAUCUCCGAUCCUUCUCCCCUUUCCCUUUCGACUCCUUCCACUACUCCACCUACUCACCUUACGGACUAGACGACUCCGUCAUCAAAACGCUCCCUCUGUUUCUCUACUCAACCGCCUCCUGCACCGGAAAAGGCGUUUCCGUGGGGAAAACUCCAACCGUUGUAGACUGCGCUGUUUGUUUGUUGGAGUUCGAGGAAGGAGAUUACGUACGUACCCUUCCGUUAUGCUUCCACGCUUUUCACCUUGAAUGCAUCGAUGAGUGGCUUCGAUCUCACCCUAACUGCCCUCUCUGCCGCACAGCGAUUCUCCGAAACGGCGUCGUUGCGAAUACGACUUCGUCGUUCGUUCCCUUGAUGGCUCCUAGAAUCCGUCCUAGCCUCGACGAAGAGAGUCACGCGAUCACCGUACGCAGCGAAACUCCACCGAUGAUGAUCGCGACGGUGAGGGACGAUCAUGAGAUCACGGUGGCGGUGGAAGAGCAAUCACCGGCGAUUUCUCGGUUCCGGGAGCUGAAGAGAUCUUACUCGUUCGAUUACGAUAGGGAGGAAUCGGCGUCGGAGAGAGUGACGAUGGAGCCAGCGACGGUUUCUCCGUGGAGAUACCGAAGAUCCACGUGGAGCAAGCAGCAGCGUCAGUCUCCGUUCGGAAACCUGAUAUCGAAAUCGAGAGUGUUCUCGUUACGUUACCACAGAAGCGCGAAAUCGCCGUUUUCGCGGCGGCGAUCGGGAGUUUUUUUCCCGAUAUCGGAGCGGAUUCCGGCGACGGGAAGCUCGUCGUCGCGGCGGACGAAAUCGAUGACGAGUCCGAGGUUCUUCAGAACGGCACCGCACUCGUCGAGUCGGUUGAGAUGCGGAGAUCCGGAGGCGUUAUUAUCGCCGGAGAGAUGGAGGAGGAGGGACACGUGUAGGGUAGAUAUGUAAGGUGGAAUUUGGACGGUGGGGAUGAGGGGAAGAGAAAUUGAAGUGGGAGGAGGGAGCAUUAAUGGAAGGUGGGGUUUGGCAUUUAAUGGAAUUAAAAUCGACGAAACAGAGACGGCAAGACGGUGAAGGUUUUGGGAGCUUUCUACGACGACGUUUUAACUGUUUUUUUUUCUUAAUUUUUUUUGUUUAGUUAUAUAGUAUUGUCGUUGGAGUUAUCAAAUGCAUUAACUUCCAAAGCUGCCAAAGUUAUUAUAGAAACGAAGUCAACAAACCACACUAGAUUUCGUUUCUACAAUAACUUUAUAUUUGUCGGUCGCUUAUUGCCUUUCUUUAUUACGGAAGUUUAUGUUUGCUAAACUUUUUGUUCAUACUCCUAACUUUGUGUUUUUUGCAUUUGUUUAAAUUUGACCGCAACAAUUGAUGAUUUUGUUUCACUGGAUAUUGAUGUUCAGCGGCGAAGCUAGUAAGGGAUUCAUGGUCCUCAUGC